ACAGCGAGGAGCGCCCGAAGGAGCGAGCUUUUUUACCACAACCAGCUAGGAAGGAAAAGAGACAGAAAACAGAAAAAGUGACAAAACCAAACGGUUUGUAAAAUGUCUAAAGUCCAAAGGCUGAGAGCUUUGGUGGAGGAGCGGCUGACUGCGGCUGCUGAAGACAUAUAUGUGCUGUUUGAAAGAAUCAUAGCCGAGUAUGAGGAGGAACUGUGUCGCUCCAAACAGGAGAACGAGAGGAACCAACGGCUCCUGGACUCGACUCUGAGCCCGAGAGUCGUGCUGACCAGAGCCGGUGUCCACAUGUCCUCUCUGAGUCCUGGUCUCACUCUAAAACAGGAAAUCCCAGAGACUCCACAGAUUAAAGAGGAGCCAGAGGAACAGCACGACAAGCAGGAGGAAGAGGAGCUGCGAGUGUCUGUCCCUGAGGCCAAUGAUGACUGUGUGAAGACAGAAGAGUCCUCACUGCUUCAAAGAAAAGACACUGAUCACAGAGAGGACAUCAGCUCACAGACACAUGUCCACAGAGAGGACAUACAGGGAGAGGACAUCAGCUCACAGACACAUGUCCACCCCGAGACUGAGGGAGACACAGAGCACUCUUCUGACACUGACAAUGAUGAAGACUGGAGUGCUCCAAUCGGCUCUUCAGCUGCACAGAUGGAGACAGAGGCAGAUGGAGACAACUACAACCAAGUCCAGAUCAGAGCCAAAAGCACCACUGCACCAAACUCAAGUCUAUCCCCCAAAUACAAGUCUGCACCAGAGACCAGAGCCACUGUGGACAAUGGGGACGUGUCAGGAACAGCCGAAAGAACUACAGGGAAGAGACACCAGUGCUCUGUUUGUAAAAAGAGAUUUGUCUUAAAUAUCAAUUUAAAAAGACACCUUAGAGUUCACACAGGAGAGAAACCUUACAGCUGUUCUGGCUGUCAGAAAUCAUUUACUCUCAAUAGUGGUCUUACAAGACACAUGAGAACACACACAGGAGAGAAACCUUACAGCUGUUUUCUCUGUGAGAAAGCAUUUAAUAGAAAGACUUCUCUCACAAAACACAAGAGAACACACACAGGAGACAAACCUUACAGCUGUUUAUUCUGUGAGAAAGCAUUCAUUCAAAAGAGUACUCUAACUUACCACAUGAGAACACACACAGGAGACAAACCUUACAGCUGUUUUGUCUGUGGGACAGCAUUUAUUCAAAAGAGUAAUCUUACUUACCACAUGAGAACACACACAGGAGACAAACCUUACAGCUGUUCUGUCUGUGAGAAAGCAUUUAUUCAAAAGAGUGAUCUUACAUGCCACAUAAGAACACACACAGGAGAAAAGCCUUACAGCUGUUCUGUCUGUGAGAAAGCAUUUAUUCAAAAGAGUCAUCUCACACAACACAUGAAAACACACACAGGAGACAAGUCUUACAGCUGUUCUCUCUGUGAGAAAGCAUUUAUUCAAAAGAGUCAUCUCACACAACACAUGAAAACACACACAGGAGAAAAGCCUUAUAGCUGUUCUGCCCAGAGCAUUGAUCUGAAAAGACAUACAAAAAGUCACACAGGAGAGAAAUAGUUUAAAAUAAAGUCUAACAAACUUCAAACAGAGCAGUGCCUACAGUUAGCAUCACACCGCCAAAGAAUGUUGAUGACAUCAGCUGCACAGUAUCAUUUGUACUUAGUUCAGUCGAUGUUUAAACCUGUAUCUGUAUUUAUUAGUCAAGUAACUAUUUGUUUACUUGAGUACAAUUUUUCAGUUCUAUUUCUACCAAUGUAGGGCUGAAGGAUUUAGGGAUUUUUUAUGUUUUAAUAAUAUAAAUCUGUUCAAAGUUCAUAUUUUAAACACAUCCAGAGGAAUUGACAAAAAAGACUGAAAUCUGAACUGACAAACUAAUGCAAGAAUCACAUUUCAGAACAUGUUUGUACAGAACUACAGGAUUAGGAGAUUUGAAGCAGUAUCAAUAUUACAAAAGUCACAUUCAAAGGACAGAAAUGAACCAAACUUUACAAUGAUCCUGAUCUGUAUCUUUCACAAGUAUAAGACACAUAGACUCGUAUACACCCAUGGACCACUAUGAACCUACUGCACACUGAGGGAUUACACACAUAUAACACACAUGGGAAUAUGAAAGAAAGUACUACCAUUUAAUCAGAAUCAUUAUUGAGUAGAGUCUAUUUCUUAAUAUCGAAAUGGAGUUUAAAAGUUUAGUAUCGUGACUUUAAAUUCUCACCAGAACAAUUGGCAUCACACAGCCAUGUCUCAGGUUCAAGAGAAUCACCAACUGCACAGACACAAAAAGACACAACAUUAUUAUUAUAAAUGAAACAGUAAUACCUGUGUUUUCUUGUCACAUGGUGUUACACAGGGGUGGGCCAUACUCACAAAAAAAUCAUAUCUCCAGAGUUAAUUGCAGUAUCUCAAGAACGAUAUUCAGACGGUAAUUUAACAAAGCAUCAGUUUCAAAUGUCUUGGUCGAGGUUCAAGUAUCACACAAAAGAGUUGGAUAGUACUCAGUUACAUUUACAUGAGCAACUUUAAAAAAGAAAAAGUACUUUUCUAGCAGCAUACUGUUACUUGAGUAAUAGUUGUAUUAGAGUAAAAGUUAUGGUUGCUCUUCCCACUGUGAGUAAGUGGAAAAAGUUACUCUUACUUGAGCAGUACUUUCCUCAAAUACUUUUUCUCUCUUACUUCAGUGAUUUCUUGAAACACUACUUUGUACUUCUACUUCAAUAAUAUAAUUUUAACAUCAUCUGCUCUACCCUCCCAAGCCUUAAAUCUCCACUUUAACAAAAGAAAAGCUGUUACUCACCUUGAAACUGGAGCAAACACAGAGCCAAUGUGAAAGUAUUGUAGAGUAAUAAGAACAUGGCUUUGGAGAGUAGAGUCACACAGCUGCAGCUACACACAUGCAAGAGAGGAGAAGCACUCUGGUCUCAGCCUCAAGGACCACACUUGUACCAGAGCUCCAGGAGUGACCUAUGCUCCUCACAGUGACCAAUCAGGACAGAGCUCCAGGAGUGACCUAUGCUCCAAUCAGGACAGAGCUCUGGGGUCAAACAACACUGAGCCAAUCACAAGCUCCAGAAACCUCAGCACAAUCUCUUUACAUAAUAUAAAGUUUAGGUUCAAUAAAGGUUUAAUUCCCUUC
Messenger RNA from Periophthalmus magnuspinnatus, 3142 nucleotides. RefSeq names its product zinc finger protein 501-like. The record is from RefSeq and is a predicted model, not a curated record. Gene Ontology annotation, cellular component: nucleus. The transcript is spliced from 3 exons. NCBI's taxonomy places the organism in Eukaryota, Metazoa, Chordata, Actinopteri, Gobiiformes, Gobiidae. Bases 103 to 1569 code for a protein of 488 amino acids. Gene Ontology annotation, biological process: regulation of transcription by RNA polymerase II. Gene Ontology annotation, molecular function: RNA polymerase II cis-regulatory region sequence-specific DNA binding; DNA-binding transcription activator activity, RNA polymerase II-specific.